AUGGAAUCUCGUCGUACGAAACCAUUUGAAAACUUAAAAGAAUAUUUCUUAGCUAUGAGAGAUCUCGCGCACGAAGGUUCUAUGGAUGAUUCUUCUUUGAAUCAGAAAACAGUUAAGGAACAUGAUGCUGAUGCCCAUGACGAUUUGAAAUUGGAUUUGGAUGAUGACAAUUUGGAUUCGGAUGCUCACGAUGACAAAGAUGAUGAUAAUACCAAUCAUGAAGCUCAUGACGUUGAUGUUGAUGAAGAUGACAUUGGUGAUGUUGACGCAGAUGAUGACAUGCAUCAAGAUCAUGAUAUUCACGAUAACGAUGAUGACAAUCAUGAAGCUAAUGAUGCUGCUGAAGAAGUUGAUGAAGAUUAUGUUCAUAACGUUGAUUAUGGUGAUGAAGAUGACGAUGAUAUUGAUGAAAAUGAUCGUGUUGACAACGACGAUGAUGAUGAUGGAAGUCAUGAAGCUAAUGCUGAUGAUGAUUUCGCUGAUGAACAAAGUUUGCAGAAUAAUAAAGAAGCUGUGAAAAAUCAACUGAGUUUGAACAAGGAUGUGCUGAACAAGCAAAAGAGAAGACUAAAAGUGCAGAAACUCCAAAAGACAAACUAG
Messenger RNA from Stegodyphus dumicola, 600 nucleotides. Its product is annotated as coiled-coil domain-containing protein 1-like. The record is from RefSeq and is a predicted model, not a curated record. NCBI's taxonomy places the organism in Eukaryota, Metazoa, Arthropoda, Arachnida, Araneae, Eresidae.